AAACAUCUUAUGUUGAAAGGAUUUACAGAAAAUUAUUACUUGUGGACGCAUCACGGAGAAAAUUGGCAAUACAAUGAUGGUGAAGCAUCAGGAAGUCAUCAUGUGAUGGAGCAUGAACCAUGGGGUGAUUAUUCUAACAAUGUUCCAAUGGAGGAUCAGUACCAUGAUUCCAAUACAGAUUUUAAUAUGUUACCCGGUGAUGCUAGUUUUCCAGAAAACGUCCAAGAGCCAGCUUACGAAGAAAAACAUGAUGCUGUUUUUCAAGCGUUAGAAGCGGCAAAUCAACCUUUAUACGAGGGGUGUACUGAUGAAAUUUCUCAACUGUAUUUGGCCUCAAAAGUGAUGAAUUGGAAAACCAAUUUUAAUCUUUCAGAGGAAUGUCUGGAUGAAAUUACUGAAACCUUUAAAGCUGUUCUUCCGUCGCCUAAUAUUGCGCCUAAAUCGUACUACGAGACAAAGAAGUUAACGCGGUCUCUAGGGUUGCCAUGUCAUAAGAUUGAUGUGUGCGAGGAUAAUUGUAUGCUAUUUUGGAAAGGGGAAGAUAGUAAGUUACUACAUUGUCGCUUUUGUAAAAAAGACCGUUAUGAACCAAAUGUCGGCCGAUCAGGGAAGAAAAUACCAAAGCAAAGGAUGUUUUAUCUGCCUAUUACGGAUCGGUUGAAGCGAUUGUACCAAUCAGAAACGACAGCUUCACAAAUGAGGUGGCAUGCUGAACAUGUGUCCCCCGAAGGACAAAUGCAUCAUCCCUCAGAUGGAAGAGCAUGGAAGCAUUUUAAAGAGGUAUAUCCUAAUUUUGCUUCUGAGAGUCGCAAUGUUUAUCUGGGUUUAUCAACCGAUGGAUUUAAUCCAAUUGGUAUGAAUGGACAAUCAUAUUCUGUAUGGCCCGUCAUCGUGACACCAUACAAUUUACCCCCCGGAGUGUGCAUGAAAAGGGAAUAUUUCUUCCUCUCUAUAUUAGUGCCAGGGCCAAAGCAUCCAAAGAAAAGCUUGGAUAUAUAUCUGCAACCGUUGAUUGAAGAAUUACAAAAUUUAUGGAGUGAAGGGGUGGAGGCUUACGAUGUCUCACGAAAAGAAAAAUUCACGAUGCGAGCGGCCUUGAUGUGGACAAUUAACGAUUUUCCAGCAUACGGGAUGUUAUCUGGAUGGAUGACCCAUGGAAGGUUGGCUUGUCCGUAUUGUAUGGAUGAGACCAAUUCGUUUUGGUUACCAAACGGUAAAAAACACAGUUGGUUUGAUUGUCAUAGAAAGUUUUUGCCUGAAGGACAUCCUUAUAGGCGGAAUGUUAAAGAUUUCUUAAAAGGUAAAACUGUCCAUGAUGAUCCUCCACCAUGGUUAAACGGAGAGGAAAUAUUACAUGAAAGAAUAAAUAAUAUACGUGGACUGCGUAAAACAGUUGAUUGUGGAGGCAAAGGACAUGACAAUCCUACUCGAUCUAUUGAAGGGUAUGGUGUUGAUCAUAAUUGGGUGAAGAAGAGGAUCUUUUGGGAGUUACCUUAUUGGGAGAACCUACUUCUUCGACACAAUCUUGAUUUUAUGCAUAUAGAAAAAAAUUUCUUUGAUAAUCUGGUUAACACAGUGCUAAAUGUACCUGGGAAGACAAAGGAUAGCAAAAACUCAAGGAUGGAUCUCCCUUUGUUUUGCAGAAGACCCGAGUUAGAGAUUUCCCAAGAUGGAAGAGUGCCUAUUCCAAUCUUUAGAUUGUCGAAGGAAGGCAAAGAAAAAUUUCUAACAUGGUUGAAGACCGAUAUUAAAUUUCCAGAUGGGUAUGUUUCGAAAUUUUCACAUUGUGUUAAUUUGAACAGUGGAAAGAUAUCAGGAUUAAAAAGCCAUGACUGUCAUGUCAUCAUGCAACGACUUCUCCCAAUUGCAUUUGCGGAACUUCUUCCAAAACCUGUUCAUACGGCAAUUUCAGAUAUCGCACUCUUCUUUCGAGAUAUAUCUGCCAAAAUCUUGAAGAUUGAAGAUGUUGCUAGACUGAAAGAAAAUAUUGCAAUUAUGCUUUGCAAUCUUGAAAAAAUAUUUCCACCGGCAUUCUUUGAUGUGAUGGAACAUCUACCUGUCCAUCUCCCAGAUGAAGCUUUACUAGGUGGUCCGGUCCAAUAUAGGUAG
Brassica oleracea var. oleracea is the source of this 2109-nucleotide messenger RNA. RefSeq lists its product as uncharacterized. The record is from RefSeq and is a predicted model, not a curated record. NCBI's taxonomy places the organism in Eukaryota, Viridiplantae, Streptophyta, Magnoliopsida, Brassicales, Brassicaceae.